This is a messenger RNA of Betta splendens (Siamese fighting fish), 4922 nucleotides long. It is a transcript of the gene sulf1, whose product is annotated as sulfatase 1. The record is from RefSeq and is a predicted model, not a curated record. Gene Ontology annotation, molecular function: calcium ion binding; glycosaminoglycan binding; N-acetylglucosamine-6-sulfatase activity. Gene Ontology annotation, cellular component: plasma membrane; endoplasmic reticulum; Golgi apparatus. Lineage: Eukaryota; Metazoa; Chordata; Actinopteri; Anabantiformes; Osphronemidae. The transcript has 19 exons. The coding region runs from base 448 to 3885 and encodes 1145 amino acids.
CCUGCCUCCUGGCAGCAAGGAGCCACCCAGCAGCCGGUCUGUGAUUGGGCAGGGGAGCGGGGUUCUUGACAGCGCAAUGCUGCCUGCUCCAAGACGUGUUUCAACAGAUGGUCGAGGUUAGAGAGUGUCAUCACAUUGGAGAGAGGAUUAGAGGAGAGAGGUUGUCUUCCAGGAGCUGUGUGGUCCCCCCCUAACCUAAAAAACCAGCAACAAGACAGAAACCCUUCUAUGAGCAGAGGGAGACCCAGUGAAGAAGCGCCAGGAGGAAACUCAGGAGAGGAACCCUAGCCUUGCCUCUCUCACUCAACCAGCUCUCUGCUCCCCUGCCGUUCAGGCUGUGAGACCUGCACGGAUGUGAGUGGGUGGCCUAGCUGGACGUCUUCCCUCCCUUCACCUCACCAGUAAUUGUCUUAUCUAUUCGUUACGUGGCCUGCCGCCUCGGGCACCAUGCUGAUGCAGUGGCUGGCCUGGAUGGCCCUCCUGUCCCUAGACUGGGCUUCAGGCAACUGGGCCUUCACCACCACCAGGGCUCAGGGCCUUAGGGGUCGCAUCCAGAGAGACCGCAGAAACAUCCGGCCCAACAUCAUUCUGAUAAUGACUGAUGACCAGGACGUUGAGUUGGGUUCUCUACAAGUGAUGAACAAAACCCGCAAGAUCAUGGAAGACGGCGGCACUUCUUUCACCAAUGCCUUUGUCACCACACCUAUGUGCUGCCCCUCACGGUCGUCCAUGCUGACGGGGAAGUACGUCCACAACCACAACACCUACACCAACAAUGAGAACUGCUCCUCUCCUUCGUGGCAAGCUCAGCACGAGCCGCGCUCAUUUGCGGUCUACCUCAAUAACACCGGCUACAGGACAGCCUUUUUUGGGAAGUACCUCAACGAGUACAAUGGCAGCUACAUCCCACCUGGGUGGCGUGAAUGGGUUGGGCUGAUCAAAAACUCUCGUUUUUAUAACUACACUGUCUGUCGAAAUGGAUUCAAGGAGAAACACGGUGCGGAUUAUUCCAAGGACUAUUUUACAGAUCUGAUCACCAACGACAGCAUUAACUAUUUCCGCGUGUCCAAGAAGAUGUACCCCCAUCGUCCUGUGAUGAUGGUGAUCAGUCACGCUGCCCCUCACGGCCCAGAAGACUCGGCACCCCAGUAUGCAGAGCAUUUUCCGAAUGCUUCACAGCACAUCACUCCGAGCUACAACUAUGCUCCGAACAUGGACAAACACUGGAUCAUGCAGUACACAGGACCCAUGAGACCCAUUCAUAUGGAGUUCACCAACUUUCUCCACCGGAAAAGGCUGCAAACACUCCUGUCUGUUGAUGACUCAGUACAGAAGGUUUUUGACAUGCUGGAGGAAACUGGAGAGCUGGAGAACACUUACAUUAUCUAUACAGCUGAUCACGGUUACCACAUUGGUCAGUUUGGCUUGGUGAAAGGCAAGUCAAUGCCUUAUGACUUUGACAUCCGUGUGCCAUUUUUCCUUAGAGGACCUAAUGUGGAGGCAGGAGCAGUAAACCCUCAUCUGGUGCUGAAUAUUGACCUUGCUCCCACAAUUCUCCACAUCGCUGGGCUGGACACCCCUUCAGACAUGGAUGGAAAGUCCAUCCUUAAACUGCUGGAACAGGAAAGGACUGGCAAUAGAUUCAAACCCAACCGGAAACCCAAAGUCUGGAGGGACACAUUCCUGGUGGAGCGAGGCAAAAUCGUGAGGAAGAAGGACGAUUCGACGAACACGCCGCACACCAACAAUCUGCCCAAGUACAAGAAGGUCAAAGAAGCCUGCCAGCAGGCUGAAUUCCAGACGCCCUGUGAACAGCCUGGACAGAAAUGGCACUGUGUGGAGGAGAUAACAGGGAAGUGGAGGAUACAGAAGUGCAAAGGUGGUUCGAAAGAAGGCUCCAGGAAACGGGUGCGCAGUCUAAAGCCCCGUGGCAGUUAUGACCGAGAGAGGGCCUGCGACUGUGGGGACGCUGCAUUCAAAGCUUCCAGAACAGAACGGCGCUCUCACCGACAGUUCUCCUCAUCGGGCCAGCGUUAUCGACCGCGCUUCGUCCAUACCCGGCCAACCAGGUCUCUGUCUGUGGAGUUUGAAGGUCAGAUUUACGACAUUGACCUCCAAGCAGACGAUCAGUCGGCUGUUCAGCGCCGCGCCAUCUCAAAGCGUCACUACAGCCCAGAAAACCCAGAGGUCAGCUUGGGGACCGAUGACGAUUCAGAGGAAAUGCUGGCAGAUGAUGGGAAUGCUGUGGGAUACCCAAACUCUGUCAAAGUCACACACAAGUGUUAUAUCUUGGUGAACGACAGUGUGCAUUGUGAAAGGGAGAUCUAUCAGUCCUCUAGAGCCUGGAAGGACCAUAAGAGUUAUGUAGACCAGGAGAUUGAAGCACUUCAGGACAAAAUCAAAAACCUCCGGGAAGUAAGAGGCCACCUGAAGAGGACGCGACCAGAUGAGUGUGACUGUGCAAAGAAGAGCUAUUAUAGCAAAGGAGACAGAAACAAGGCAGAAAGAUUGAAGAGCAGGAAUGAUCAACUUCAUCCAUUUAAGGAGGCGGCACAGGAGAUGGAGAGAAAAACACACAUGUACAACGAGAUCCGCAGAAGGAAGAAGGAACGGAAGGAGAAGAAGCGGCAGGGGAAGGGAGACGACUGCAGCCUGCCUGGCCUCACUUGUUUCACUCAUAACAAUGACCACUGGCAGACCGCCCCCUUCUGGACUUUGGGUGGAUUCUGUGCUUGCACCAGCUCUAACAACAACACCUAUUGGUGCCUGCGAACCAUCAAUGAAACGCACAACACCCUAUUCUGUGAGUUUUCUACUGGCUUUCUGGAGUACUUCGACCUCAAUAAUGACCCCUACCAGCUGACCAAUGUGGUGUAUUCAGUGGAUCGGGAGGUGCUGAACACCCUCCAUGCUCAGCUCAUGGAGAUGAGAAGUUGUCAGGGGUACAAGCAGUGUAGCCCCCGUCCUAAAGGCUUGGAUGCAGCACGCAGCCAGUAUGGGACGGACGACAGGGUUAAACUGCCCAACCUGACCGACGAGGAGGUGAACUGGCAGGGCCUGGAGGAUCUGUAUAGCAUAAACGAAAGCCUGUAUGAAAGUAGGCCCGACUACAGUCUCAGCGCAGAUAACUGGGACAACUUCCAGAUAGAUGUAGAUAAUAUGUUUGCACUGCGACACAUUUUGAACAAAUUGAACCAAACCCAUAAGCCUGAUGACGCCACCCUGCCAGAGCUGGGCUCUGGUGCUGGGGGUGGAGUCGCUGAAGAGGCCAGCGGAGAGGAGUUGUCCACAGCCAGAGACAUUUGGCCAGGCCUGGUUGCAGAGGCUCCCUUUACCUCCCCCGCCCCCAGCAAUACGCCAUCACCACCACCCACAUCCACGCCCACAGUGGGACCUGAUGCCAACAGCCUCCCUGGGAAACCUGCAGACAUUAUGCCAGCAUCUUCAGGUUCAAGGAGGAAUGGGCAUGUCUUCCAGAGUGAUGUGUGGGCACAGCAGCUGGAAGAGAUAGAGGGAGAGGUGUUCAGUGGGAAUGGACUGACGGAGCUGGAGACAGGACAUGGAAACUUGCUACUUACUCUCAACAGCCUGCAGCUGGAGCCUGGGCAGGAACACGGAGACGGAACUGAUCCACGUAACGUUGGACUGGGCCUCGACCCUGAAGAAGAGGACAUUUUCCAGGCUCAAGGCUACCUCCCUUUCUCCCCACAGACAGUGAGGCCCAAGGCGCCAGGCAGCACCACCGGGAGCCCCGCCACCACACGGAACCGCAGCCCGCAGAGCGUCGGGGUGCUGCUGCAGGCUCUGCCUCAGCCAGCACUGUCCCUCACGCUGGACUACGAGGGCAGUGGAGCUCCGCCUCAGCCCUUUGAUCAGACCCUCUGAGGCGGACGCAUGCGCCGGCCAGCUGCUGGUCGCCAUAGAGACACAUGGUCACAGUGAUAGAUGAACUUGCCCAGAGAAAGGGCGAGUGACGCCAACUCAGAGUUGUACGAGUAUUAAAAUUAAUUUUUUAUUUUUUUACAAGUGCCUACAUUUAUUAGAAAACAGUGUUAUGUUUUUCAAAUAUCUAUUUAGAAAAAAAGCCUUAAUGCAGCUAAACUUAAGCAAUGGAAUUAAAAAUGACUAAUUCCAUAUGAAUAACACCAAUGACAUUUUAAUUGCGUUUUUAUGAAAAACAAGUGCGAGUGGUGAAACCAUUACAGCGUCUGGAUGGAUAGAUCAGCAUUAGUCAGCUGUGGGUACGCUCCAGCCUUCACAGACACGUUAAUCAGAAACCCGUAUUAUCAAGACAAGGACCGAAGUGAACCCACCACUGCACUUUCACCUUUCACUUUUCCACUGUUUGCUCUUAAAAUGAGUCACGGUGUUGUCUGUUUCACAAAUUCAUCUUCACCUUUAGUUUGCUAUUGUUGUUAUGUCACUGUUUUGCAUUAAUGGGAUGCUAGUGGGGAAGUACUCAUCUGUUUAGUGAAGAUGUAAACUGAUGGGUGGGUCCUGAAUGAUCACUCACCUGAUGUGUUUGCACCAGGUCUGUCACAGUUCAGUCGCUACUAAAUGCUAGUACAGUUCAUUAUUCACUAGCUUCACACAACCAGGAGUUAAACAGGUCAGGGUGUAACAUUUAUUGUGGACAUGUCAACACUUAAUUUUGUGAUGUAUUUUGUAAUGCUGUCAUAAUGCAGAGCAUAGCAUUGCACUUGGCCGUUUAAUUUCAUGUAUCUGUAUAGUCCUUUUAAGCUGAGGAGGUGCCUGAGUUGGUAAAAUGCUCAAAGCUGUCAAGCCAAGAUGUUUGAACUUUUCUGCCAAUAGUUAAUCUACAGACCUGAUGCUGUCCUGUUCUUUCUCCAACAGUGUGUGUAGAAGUGUUAAAACAACUCUGGUUUUGGGAAAACCAUGAGAAAUAAACCCUUCGAAUGUUA